Messenger RNA from Bombus impatiens (common eastern bumble bee), 1023 nucleotides. RefSeq names its product sentrin-specific protease 8. The coding region runs from base 202 to 876 and encodes 224 amino acids. The transcript has 2 exons. NCBI's taxonomy places the organism in Eukaryota, Metazoa, Arthropoda, Insecta, Hymenoptera, Apidae. Gene Ontology annotation, biological process: proteolysis. The record is from RefSeq and is a predicted model, not a curated record. Gene Ontology annotation, molecular function: cysteine-type peptidase activity; deNEDDylase activity.
CAGAAGAUGAUACUAACAUAAAACAGAAAAGUCAUUCACAUAUUAUAAUAUUUACUUAAAAACAAUCGAAUAAAUGACAUUCCGAUUUAAAAAUGUUAAUAUACAUUAAAUUUCGUUAAUUUGUUAAAUAUUAAAUUUAUUGUUUUACGAUACAUUAACUUAAAUGAUUUUCAUCUGUAUUGUUUUUGAUUGCUUGACAACAUGGCAACAGACCCAUCAAAUAAAGUUGUUUUGAGCUACUACGACUAUUUACUGAGAAUAAGUGAUGUUACAUUGCUUCAAGGAUCAUAUUGGUUGAAUGAUGUUAUAAUAGGAUUUUAUUUUGAAUAUUUGGAUGAAACACUUAACAAGAAUGAGAGAAAGGACUUUUACUUUAUCAGUCCUGAAUUAACGCAACUGUUAAAAAUGACAGAUCCAGAUCAAUAUAUUAUAUUUUUGGACCCUCUUAGUAUAUCUGAAUGCAAAUGUAUGAUUUUCCCUUUGAAUAACUGUGAUAGAAAAGAUACAGCUGGAGGAACACAUUGGAGUUUAUUAAUAUUUUGUAAAGGAGAUAAAACAUGUUAUCAUUUUGAUUCGGCAAAAGGAUCUAAUGCUACUAUUGCGUCAAAAUUUGCAAAGAAUGUAAUGGAUUGCGUAUUUGAUAAGAAUGAACCUAACAAGAAGUUUGUUGAGGUAGAUAGUCCACAGCAAAACAAUAGUUAUGAUUGUGGAGUUUAUGUGUUAUGUUUAACAGAUGUUAUUAUAAAUCAUAUUUUGAAAAAUGAAAGAAUGGAUGGAUGUAAUUAUAACCAGGUAAAAAAAUUAGUGCAUGCAAAACGUGCACAAUUAUUAGGCUUGAUAAAUGAUCUUAAACAUAAACCAUUUAUUAAUCAAUGAUAAAUAUCAUGUAUUUUUGUAUAUUGUAUUGUAUAAAUAUCAAUUAUUUUUGUAUAAAUAUAUUGUAAGUUAUCUAUUAUCAAAUAAUUUGUUUAUAAUUUUAUGUUGCACUUAUUCAUGUAAGUAAUAAAUUUUCAGAUAUAUUAA